Psammomys obesus (fat sand rat) is the source of this 1963-nucleotide messenger RNA. RefSeq names its product tubulin tyrosine ligase (gene Ttl). Lineage: Eukaryota; Metazoa; Chordata; Mammalia; Rodentia; Muridae. The coding region runs from base 109 to 1239 and encodes 376 amino acids. Gene Ontology annotation, biological process: protein modification process. The record is from RefSeq and is a predicted model, not a curated record. The transcript has 7 exons.
GGGUGGCUGGGCGGGCGGCUGGGGGCUGGGGCUUGGACAGCGUCCACGGGGGGAGCCCCCCGUCCUGGACCCGCGCGGCGGCGGCUGCGGGGCGCGCUGCCCUCCGCCAUGUACACCUUCGUGGUGCGCGACGAGAACAGCAGCGUCUACGCCGAGGUCUCCCGGCUGCUGCUGGCCACCGGCCACUGGAAGAGGCUGCGGCGGGACAACCCCAGGUUCAACCUGAUGCUGGGCGAGAGGAACCGGCUGCCCUUCGGGAGACUGGGUCACGAGCCGGGGCUGGUGCAGCUGGUGAAUUACUACAGGGGGGCGGACAAACUGUGCCGCAAAGCUUCUUUAGUGAAGCUCGUCAAGACCAGUCCAGACCUGUCUGAGUCCUGUACGUGGUUCCCAGAGUCCUAUGUGAUCUAUCCAACUAACCUCAAGACACCAGUUGCUCCAGCCCAGAAUGGCAUCCAGCUUCCAGUCAGUAACACAAGGACAGAUGAGAGAGAAUUCUUCCUGGCUUCUUACAACCGGAAGAAAGAGGACGGGGAAGGCAACGUUUGGAUUGCAAAGUCAUCAGCUGGUGCCAAAGGGGAAGGCAUCCUCAUCUCCUCAGAGGCGGCGGAGCUUCUGGAUUUCAUAGACAACCAGGGCCAGGUGCACGUGAUCCAGAAAUACCUCGAGCGCCCUCUGCUCCUUGAGCCCGGCCACCGCAAGUUUGACAUUCGAAGCUGGGUCCUGGUUGACCAUCAGUAUAACAUCUACCUCUAUAGAGAGGGCGUGCUUCGAACUGCUUCGGAACCAUACCAUGUUGAUAAUUUCCAAGAUAAGACCUGCCAUUUGACCAAUCACUGCAUUCAGAAAGAGUACUCAAAGAACUACGGGAAAUACGAAGAAGGCAAUGAAAUGUUCUUCGAAGAGUUCAGUCGGUACCUAACAAGCGCCCUGAACGUCACCUUAGAAAGUAGCAUUUUGCUGCAAAUCAAACAGAUAAUAAGGAGCUGCCUCAUGAGCGUGGAGCCUGCCAUCAGCACCAAGCACCUUCCUUACCAGAGCUUCCAACUCCUUGGCUUCGAUUUCAUGGUGGAUGAGGAGCUGAAGGUCUGGCUCAUUGAGGUCAACGGUGCCCCGGCCUGUGCUCAGAAGCUCUAUGCAGAACUGUGCCAGGGCAUCGUGGACAUAGCCAUAUCCAGUGUCUUCCCACCCCCGGACACGGAGCAGGUGCCACAGCCAGCGGCGUUCGUCAAGCUGUGAAGGACCUGGAGGUACAGAGCCGCCUUGGGAAGUGUGUGGGGCCCUGCUCCGGAGGAACGUGAGAUUCCUGGACUGCUCCUUAUCAAGCAUGUUGGGGAACGGAUGUACAGGUAGAGUGUGCGAAGAGAAGGCAGCUGUGGGGGAGCAGUGGCGCCGUCUUCAGUGCCGUGGAGACCUUGGGAAGCUGAAGCAAGCGACUGAGAGGGAGAACCGAACGCUUCUCUAAAGGGCCAGAGCCGGGGAUUUGGAUAUGGCGUGAUCUGAUCCCUUGAGCAGUUCCUGGUCUUGGGUGGUACCGGGAGCAGGGCUCCUCCUCCCCAGGGACCUCUGGGUGGUGUGUUCCCACAGACUGCAGCUUUAGUGCCUUAGCUCUGUGUCCAGCGCAGCCUCCCUGGACGCAGACUGGACCUUGGAGCAUUUUGGAGGUCGCCACAUGCUCCCUGCACAUCCCCUCUGCGACACUCUCCUGCUAAACUCUGGGCAAGCAUGCAGCACAGUCCAUGCUGUGCACUGGACUGUCAGUGAAGGUCCCUUGCUUGUCACCUUCCUGGCGGGCUACGGGUGAGUACCUGCCAGGGGUCCUGCGGGCAUUAAACAGUGUAUGCUGCUCACCGCAUGUUUUAGAAACAAAAGCAGCAGGCCUGAAGAAUCUGCAAGCAUCAAAUAAGCAUGAGAGAGAAAGAAGAAAAAAAACAUGAUAUUUUAACCUAAUGAGGUGGGUGGG